AUGAAGAGAUAUGAUGAUGAUGAUGACAAUGGUGGUGAACAGAAUGAUACUUACCAGGCCAUAUCGAAGGGAGGAAUCUCGAGUUUCGCCUUCCGUACUCACACCUCGCAGGCGCAAGCAGCUUCCAACGAUUGGGACACUGGAUUUGCAGGUGAUCUCGCCUCGGAAAUCACCGGGUUGGUACUUCGCCAGGCUGAAUUAACGGAUGGACGAUCAGAGAGCGUAACAACACGACUGAGAGUAUUUGUGCUUUACAUCCUGAACGGUUAA
This is a messenger RNA of Kwoniella botswanensis, 270 nucleotides long. RefSeq lists its product as uncharacterized. Bases 1 to 270 code for a protein of 89 amino acids. The transcript is spliced from 2 exons. NCBI's taxonomy places the organism in Eukaryota, Fungi, Basidiomycota, Tremellomycetes, Tremellales, Cryptococcaceae. The record is from RefSeq and is a predicted model, not a curated record.